Messenger RNA from Myodes glareolus (Bank vole), 1729 nucleotides. NCBI's taxonomy places the organism in Eukaryota, Metazoa, Chordata, Mammalia, Rodentia, Cricetidae. The record is from RefSeq and is a predicted model, not a curated record.
ACAGCAGUGUCCCAGCCCCUCCCUCUGGAAGUCUUGCCUGCUCACAGGAGAUGGCAGUGCAGGCUACACAUCCACGGUUGCUGGAGGCUUAGAGGGGAUGCCCCGUGUGGACUCCUGGAGUUUCCCUUGUACCACCUGAUCCAAGACACAGCGGCUCUGGCUGGCGUGCCCCGGGGACACUCCAGUGAGUGCCAGUCACUCAGCUGCUCACCUUCCCAGCUGGUGGGCAGCUCCUGUGGCAGGAAGGACUUGAAUCGAGCGGCUGUGGUGUCUCUUGCAGGUAAAGGAGGAAGAGAUGAAGCAGCGCACCCAGGAGCUUCUCCAAGAAAACCAGGACCUCAAAGAUAUAGCCCCUAUUUGGAAGCGGCUGAACUCAGACACACAGAGGAGAAAGGGAAAGGUGGAAGAGAUGGAGCAGCGCACUAAGGAGCUUCUCCGAGAAAACCAGGAGCUGAAGGAAAAGUGCGCCAGCCUCCGUCAGCAGAAAUCAGAUGCGCUGGCAAAGCUGCAGCGGGAGCAGGCCCAAAUUGCUCAACAGAAAAAGGAGCUCAUUGUGAAAGACCAAGCAAACCAAGCAUUGUCAGACACCAUGAAACAUCAACAAAGAAAAAAUGACCAGCUCCUCCACCGUUUAAGUGAACAACAGAGAAAGGUGCAAGAGAUGGAGCAGCGCAUUGAGAAGCUUCUUCGAGAAAAAGAGCAGCUGAAAUCAGAUGCACCUGUGCCGGCUGAGCUGCAGGGGGAGCAGAAGGAACAGAAGAGCAAGCAUGAGAAGAUUGAAGAAGCAAAGAAGAGAACAAUGAAGAAACGGGUUUAUAUGGCAGGUUCCCUUUCUGCAUGGCUACGUGGGCAGGUGUCUGUUUUCAGGAGAUAGGGACAGUAAAAUACUGGGAUCUUUGGAUAGUAUUCACCUAUAGUGCUUUGCUUUUUAUCCAAAAGGACAGAGAAUCUGUCAUUUAAGAGAUGUGUCAGAGAGGUGAAUGUGUCUGAUUUGAUCAAUGCUCAAGGAGUAUUGAAAAUUGAUACACAACACUAGUAAUCUUUGGCUUAGGAACUCACUCCAGAGUUAUGACAAACAAGUUAAUAACCAUAAAGUCAUACGACGGGAAAUUAUGACACUCACAGCCAAUUUUGUAAUUGAUGUCGGCAAUUAUCAUUAAUGUUAAAUCGCUCUUAGUAGUCAUAUGGUAAUGAAAGCCUCAUUAACUAGUAAUUACCCGAAGUGGCUUGCUGUAAAGGUACCUGAAAUCUGCUUUCUGAAGGGAUGGAAAGAAAAGGGAAGAUCCUGCUGUCUGGAACAGUCAGUCCGUUUUUGAGAACUGGAUAUUUGCCAGCUCGCCUUCCAGUCUCAGUCAGGUAGAGGUGGAGGCAAACCACAAAUAGUAGGAUUGGCUGAAGUGUGUUUGAGCUGUGUACGUGGACAACCGAGAUGUGGGGAGUGCUGAAACCAUCAUUCUGGAAAGGUUAAGAGCUGAGGCUCUGAGCCUUGUGGAACUCCAGGAGAAAGUCCUCCCAACCCAGACCCAAGCACCUCAGGCCUCAUGGGCCUCUUUACAUCUCACAUCAAUUUUAAAGUCUACCCUGCCAGUUCAACUGAAAUCCUUGGCAUUACUGUGCCUGCUCUAGCUCUCCAGCGUUUGACUAAGUCCCCAGCACUGUCCUUCCUCCCAGAGCUUCUUCAUUCCUUUUCAUCUCCCACCACCUUACCCCCCACCCCCGACACACACAC